Messenger RNA from Coniophora puteana RWD-64-598 SS2, 1668 nucleotides. RefSeq lists its product as uncharacterized. The transcript is spliced from 6 exons. Bases 107 to 1363 code for a protein of 418 amino acids. The record is from RefSeq and is a predicted model, not a curated record. NCBI's taxonomy places the organism in Eukaryota, Fungi, Basidiomycota, Agaricomycetes, Boletales, Coniophoraceae.
GAAACACCUUAAAAACGGCACCCUUCGUACCAAGCCACCGUUCAGCUCAGAGCUCCAUUGACGCUUCUCGAAUCAUAUUGACUCGCUUCCAGUCCGGUGGUUCGUCAUGGGAGACAACAACUGCUCAUAUAGAGACCGGCUGGAAUCUCCGUUUAUAGUUGGUCGGACGAUGGGCGAGCAUCGCCCGCUAUGUCUCAGGAAGACCGCUAGGCAUACUGUUUCUGUGACUAACAGCAGCGUAACCAAGCCCAGCAACUCACUCAGGCCGUCGCUGGACAAACCUGGCGGAUUCUGCAAGAUUUAUCACGGGCAUAAGAUGGACCAGCGCCUACAGGCGUACGUUGACACCAAUAUUAAAAUUCCAGGAGCAGGCACAGUAUUUCGUACCACGGAGGUCCCACCUAACGGCGACACCUUACUACCGCCGACUCGUCAGAUAACGGAGGCCAUUUGCGGGAUGCACCAUGAAGAGCAGAGAUUUCGACUCGGAAGUUCUAGGCCUUUCCCUCUUGUGACGGAUCAGUCAGUGCAAGACGUACUGUUGAAUCAGGUCGUACCUUUACUUAACCUGGUCAUUCAGACUCGAUAUAAGAACACGAUCACCAACGCUAACCUGCCACCCCGGGCCCGUCCGUUGGAGGUCGCAAAUAACGUAUCGAACAGCCAAACACGGCAUUACUUUGAAAGCGUUGACUCAAAUGAAGAACAGCCGUUGGAAGAGGCCCAGGAUCAGUUCUUCUUCCCAUGCUGGGCUCGCCCCGCUCCCGCAUUCCUGGACGCGAAGUUCAAGCCCUCGGGUCUAGCUGACUUCGCACUGAUAAACUCGCCUGCAAGCCGCGACGUUGACAAAAAUGUUAUACGCGCUCAUUGUGAAGCUUACCUUCCCUGGGUUUAUCAGACUGAGGAAAUCCGUGAGAUUUACAACGGACCCUGGUGGCUAGUAAACGAGGAUGCUCCCUAUGAUUUUCAAAUCAACGAAUCAUACGAAAUCAGUCAUGUGAAUGUGAUGUUGAAGAUGGCGUUCGGUCAAAUCAACAGCCUCGGGUCCAAAAUUGGCUUUUUCACCAAUACUUCUGUUCUCGUGUUUUACUUCUACUUCGAUGGCGUCAGGGACAUCGAUCGGGGACCCGGCAAUGAAAAUAAUGCGCCACCCAUUAACAUCCCUAAUCGCAAUUCCGGACUGGUUCUUUCGAAACCCAUCGCAUUUGAUGAUCCAUGCCUUCUGGUAUGUCUUCAGGGCAUGACAUUUCUAGCUCUCGACGUGGAAAAGUGGGCAGCCAGGGGUAGUGAUAAGAGGAUGGUUGAUAUACUAGCCCCAGGCGACGAGCUCGAGCAGAUCAUCCCGCUUGCCGCCCGUAACUAGCGUCGAGCUCCUCCCGGACCUCCACCAGUGGCAGCUGUGCCAGCCAAUGAUCACCGCCGUUGAUGGGGUUAAACUUCAUUUUAGAUCACAUAUACUGUAUACUUGGAACAAUGCUCGCCCGUAUGAUGAUCCGAUGUCUUGCUCACAUGUACAAGUAGAACGAUCUGUACUAGCCUUCCUGCAAGUGAGAAUGCUGCAAAAUUACGCCUCUAAGAAGAUCGUAAAGAGAGUCAGAGAGCUCAGCCCUGCGGCCAGGCUCGCAGAUAUCGGUUCAGGAAACUGUAAUUUUGUAAGCUACGGACAAU